This is a messenger RNA of Penicillium vulpinum, 1101 nucleotides long. RefSeq names its product Clr5 domain-containing protein. Lineage: Eukaryota; Fungi; Ascomycota; Eurotiomycetes; Eurotiales; Aspergillaceae. The transcript has 2 exons. The record is from RefSeq and is a predicted model, not a curated record. The coding region runs from base 1 to 1101 and encodes 366 amino acids.
AUGAUGAAGACUUCGAUUUCCUCCGAUGUAUGGGAGAAGAAGAAGGCGUUGAUCUCCAAGUUGUAUAUGGAAGAGGAAUGGCCCUUGAAGCAGGUCAUUAAGCAGAUACGUACCGAUGAUUUCAAUCCUAGUGAAACCCAACUACGAAGCAGACUGAAGAAAUGGCGUGUAACCAAACCAUCCCGCCAGACUCGAAAGAAGAGUCUGGCUUCGGCCUCUGGAGAAGAACCAGACGCAGACAAGGAUGUGCACAAAGCAUCCAUCCAAAGACCACUGCCAUCAUUACCGACAAAAGAGACACUGACACCUCACCAUGAAUGGCCCAUGAUACAACCCAUCUAUGGACAAGCGUCCAUUACCCAUCACCCAGUCCCAGAGCAGGAGCGAAAAUGGAGCUCUCCCAUGAUCCAACGACUCACCCCGAGCCCUUCCGACGAGCACAUCCUCGUCCCAGGCCGCACAAAAGCCGUCUCUUACCCAGAUACUAGCCCAACAACAAAAUCAUUCGACCACACCUCCCCAGUGGGCGAGGGUCUCAUGGUGAACACAACCUCCGCCAUAGUUCCAUCUUACCCAGCCUACCCACUCUCACCCGAAUCGUGCCUGCCAAGCCCAGGCACGACAACGACCCCCGGCGGUAUUGGCUGGUCGCCCCGCGCUGUCUCAGUAGACUACGGCCUCAACCCAGCUCAGUGGUACUCCCUGCCCUUUGAAGCCAUCACCCCCCCAGCCGCCACCCCCCAGUCCACGGCUGCUCCCAUGGCGCCUUCAAUCAACGGCUACCUCCCCCAAGCCCAGCUCUAUCAUUCCCACUACCAACAACACUAUAGCGAAGCACCGGAGUACCCCAACUGCUAUGAUGCCAAGAACUGGAAGCGCGCUAUGUCAUUACAGUAUGAUAUGGCCGGUCAUCUGGCUGCCCGGCCCGAGCAUGAUAUGAAGCAGAUGCUCCCGCAUACACAGCCUCAUGAACAGUCGCAUACUAUGGCGUCACCCUCACAUGCUCAGUCCGGUGGGCCUCAUUCGGUGAUGUGUGCUCCCAUCAUGUCUUAUAUGGGCCAUGACCAUCAUGUGCAGAAGCCUCCAGGCAUUGGAUAUUAG